AUGCCUUUGCAACCUGAUGGGAAAAGCUUGGUCCGCGAAAUGUCUGACUCCUCCUCCUCCUCAUUUCCGCUUCUCAAGGCAAAGAGCACAUCUGGAGACUCUGAUUACAACGAGGAGACCUUGAAUGAUGCAGAAGCCAAAGCUCCCAGCCAAAGCCACUUCCGGUCUUGGGCCCGGCGGCAUCAAGGUGGCUGGAUUGUUUUGCAUUUGUGCAUCAUCAUGGCUUACACGACUUUCUAUGUCCUGGCACUUUGUGGAGUACUUGCCUCAAGUGUGGAUUGCGGCUUCAAGCAUAGCGAAGUCGGUCCCCAGGAUCUUUUACUCACUCCAAUGCACGAAGCUGUCAAGCACCAGGUGCGAACUGUCCGCAACUCAGUAAACGCAACCAGCAAAUACAAGGGACCUCCCUCUCCUGAAGUGGAUCGUGCCUGGCGCGAUCUAUUCAACAACAACAAUCUUCGAGUCAGCGCGGAGGACAUGAAAUUGUUGAAUCGCACCUCAGUCAUGUUCAAUGAUGGAUCGGGAGACUUCUUAGCAACUCCCGACACUUAUCACCAACUACACUGCUUAUGGUAUAUCUUUCAGAAUGUACAUUCAGAGUUCUACACGGUCAAUCCGACUAUCGUGUCGGUCAGUGAUCAUGUCGACCACUGUAUCGACAGUAUUCGAAUAUUCAUUCAAUGCCACGCAACUACGAGCGUUCAAACUUAUUCGUGGAUACCCAAUAUGCGUAUUCCUUUUCCUAAUUUCGAGGUUCCAAAUGUGUGUGUUGAAUGGGGAACGUAUGACAAAUGGGUAAAACGCCACUCGGUCGAUGAAUAUGAGCCGGGUCUGCUCAUACACCCAACUCUCGGUCCAUCUUUUCCAGAUGGUAAACCAAAGCAUGAGUUUCAUCAUGUUCCUCACUCAGAGUAA
Molecule: messenger RNA, 915 nt
Organism: Letharia columbiana
Lineage: Eukaryota; Fungi; Ascomycota; Lecanoromycetes; Lecanorales; Parmeliaceae
Exons: 5
Coding region: 1-915 (304 amino acids)
Biological process (GO): mycotoxin biosynthetic process
Source: RefSeq, a predicted model, not a curated record